AUGGAGUGCUCGUUUGGCAUCACCGGCAAGGGUUACACCAUCAUCGCCUCGGACUCGAACGCCGCGCGCUCGAUUGUCAAGAUGAAGACCAACGAAGACAAGCAAAAGGUGCUGAGCGACCACCUCGUCAUGACCUAUUCGGGCGAGUCCGGAGACACGCUCCAGUUUUCCGAGUACAUCGAGAGGAACCUGCGGCUCUAUGGCAUUCGCAACCACGUCGAGCUUCGACCGCGGGCGGCGGCGUCGUACGUGCGCAAGGAGCUGGCCGAGUCGCUGCGUUCGCGCAAGCCGUACCAGGUCAACUUGAUGCUGGGCGGCUUUGACCUGCCGACGUCGGAGCCGGCGCUGUACUGGGUCGACUACCUGGGCACGAUGGCGACGGUCCCGUUUGCGGCGCACGGCUACGGCGCCUACUUUGCGCUGAGCACGCUGGACCGGUACCACCGACCCGACAUGAGCCUCGACGAAGGGCUGGACCUGCUGAGGCGCUGCAUCAACGAGCUCAAGACGCGCUUCAUUGUCGACCUGGGCACCUUUACCGUGCGGGUGGUUGACCGCGAGGGGGCACGGACGGUGCAGCUCUGA
Molecule: messenger RNA, 585 nt
Organism: Pseudozyma flocculosa PF-1
Lineage: Eukaryota; Fungi; Basidiomycota; Ustilaginomycetes; Ustilaginales; Ustilaginaceae
Exons: 2
Coding region: 1-585 (194 amino acids)
Biological process (GO): proteasomal protein catabolic process
Cellular component (GO): cytosol; proteasome core complex, beta-subunit complex; proteasome core complex
Molecular function (GO): peptidase activity
Source: RefSeq, a predicted model, not a curated record